GCGGGAUUAGUAUUGCAUACUCUGUCGUUGACCGUCGUAUAUCGAGUUAUUCUGUCGAUUUACUAAACUAUUAUUAUAAGUGUGUGUUAACUGUAUAUUGUAUGGCACGUCAAUAAUGAAUUCAAAUAAUACAAUAAUAUGCGAAUGUGCAAUUGAAAAAUUGUUUUUAAAGCCUUUCGGUUCUCUAAAUUUUGAUGAGAAAAAAGUAUUAUUGAGAUUGGAAGACUCACGCCAAAAUUACCGUAUUUAACGACAAAAUAAACUUACAAUUUCAACGCAUACACUAAGCUGAAUCCCACGCUACGCCACUGAUAAAAAGCCAGAGCAAACCCUUCCUACGGGCUGUUCUUUUCGUGCUCCGUAUUAAGCUGUGCGAACGUCGUGAUCGUCAUUGUCGAAGUUUUUAUGUGUUCAUUUGUGAACUAAAAAUCUGACACAUGUGUUACUUUAUUUAUCAUUUUUACCAAUAUCAUCACUAAGGAUAUUAUAAGAACCAGAGAAUUAACCAGCUUUCUUUGUUACAUCAAGUCAACAUUUUUUUAUGAGGGCAUAGUAGUUCCUAAUAUGUAUUAUUUUACUAAUAAUGCGCUGACUGUGGAAUAUAAAUCAACUAACAUUCCAGUUUACUUCAAUCCAAUUGAUGAAGAUUGGAAAAGAGAAAAAUGCAGCAGUUUAGGAUUUACAUACAAAAAACCCAUUACGAAUCAAGAGUUUACACCGUUUAUGGUACCAGUUGAACGUGUUUAUACUACUCAUUUUCCCAUAAUAUUGUCUGAAUUAAUAUGCGGAGAUCGAAAAAUAAGAAAGCAAUUUGCGCGAAAUAUUAUAGAAAAUCUAGUAUCAAACGAAGAUAUUAAAAAACUUUUUCAAACUAAAGAUAUGUUUGAAAAGUACAUUGCGAAAACUACGAUACUUAAAGCUCCAAAUGAACCAAUUGAUGAAGCCGAAGAAUGUCCACUUUGCUAUGAAAACAGAAAUCCUACUUAUUAUUUUGACAAAUGUAGCCAUCGAGUAUGUGAUAUUUGUGCCGAUAAACUAAUAAUUAAAAAGAUUUAUAAAUGUCCGUUUUGUAGAAGAUUAAGAAAAAAAUUUUAUGAAAAUAAAGAAGUUGUGAAAAGUAAGUGGUACACUUUAGAAAUUCUCGCUGCUGCUUAUUACUUAAAGACAUGUAUUUAUGUAUAUGAUUAUUCAUUUAAUGUUUGGAUUUUACUUCGGAACUCGUAUACUACAUUUGAUUCUAAAAAUGAAAAAUGUAUUUAUUUAUAUUUAACCAAAAAUCGUAUGGGUGUCGUUACUAAUCUUACUUCACCUUGAAUAUUUUUUUAAUUAUGUAAAAUUUACAACUGAAUAAAUCUGCAA
Daktulosphaira vitifoliae (grape phylloxera) is the source of this 1359-nucleotide messenger RNA. RefSeq lists its product as uncharacterized. The transcript has 7 exons. The record is from RefSeq and is a predicted model, not a curated record. Lineage: Eukaryota; Metazoa; Arthropoda; Insecta; Hemiptera; Phylloxeridae. Bases 565 to 1314 code for a protein of 249 amino acids.